ACCUCUCUCUCUCUCUCUCUCUCUCUCUCUCUCUCUGUCUCUCUGCGCUUUUGUGAGCGAUCACGGUUUGCUCGAUAGCUCGCUCUCCCCUCUUUUUGUAAUGCUGUGGAAGUGACGUUAUAGCCACUGCCGACCUCCGCCCACCUCCCUGGGAUCCUCUCCUCGAAAACCCUGGCGCCGCCACCCUACUCCGAUCCCCGUGCGGCGACGAAGCUCCAUCCCCGCGGCCGGAUUCGUAACCCCGCAUUCCCCGGUGCUGGUGCAGAAGCCCGCCAGAGAAAGGGUGGCCCCGCUUCCGGCGGAAGGAGGAGCGGCCCCACCACCCCCUUGCUUCGGUGGAAGUUCAACGAGGCACCCCCGCCGAAGCCCAGCCGGAAGGCCGAGAAUGCCGGCUCCAGUGAGGCACCGCCACCUCUCCCAGGAGUCUCCGCGAGGAAGCUCGCGGCGGGGAUCUGGCAUCUGCAGCCUCUGGAUGCCGGUAGCGGCGUCCUCGGCGGCGGAGGAGAAGGCCGGCGAGCUCCUCCAUGUCUUGAGCCCUAUCCACGGGUAUCAAGAAGUUCAGCUACUUUGUAAUCCCCUCAGCACUGAUCUCCACACUAAUAAAAGUAAGAAGAACGAUUUUGCCAGUCCUGUCUCAGUCUCAAGUCCAAGAUAUGGAAAUAUCCACAGGUUUGCUGGAUUUCCGAGUGCUGAAAUGGAGAAGGCAACUAAAUGGGACCCUGGCAGCUCAAUGACAUUGGAGGAGGUCUAUCGAUUCUACAAUCACCUGAAGGUUGUGGAACAUGAGGAUGUGAACACAGUGUCCAUUGUUUCGUCUCUCUGUACUGAGCUGGAAAAGGCUCAUGCCCGCAUCAGUGAGCUUGAGACAGAACGGAGAUCAGCAAAGAAAAAGUUGGAUCAAUUCUUGAAAAGCCUUGCUGAUGAGAAGGCAUCAUGGCAGAGCAGAGAGCACGAGAAGGUCCAGGCUAUAAUCGAGGCAAUGAAGGCUGACCUUGAUAGAGAGAGGAAAAGGCGGCAAAGGAUAGAGAUUGUCCAUACCAAGCUGGUCAAUGAACUCGCUGAGACGAAGUUGGCUGCGAAGCAGCUCUUGCAGGACUAUAAAAAAGAAUGCAAAGCACGUGAGCUUGUUGAGGAGGUCUGUGAUGAGCUCACGAAAGAGAUUGGCGAAGACAAAGCUGAAAUUGAAUCACUGAAGAUGGAAGCAUUAAAUAUCCGAGAACAAGUUGAGGAGGAGAAGAGGAUGCUGCAGAUGGCAGAGGUAUGGCGAGAAGAAAGGGUUCAGAUGAAGUUAAUUGAUGCAAAGCUGACUCUUGAGGAGAAAUACUCACAACUGAGGGACCUGAAAGCAGAGUUAGAAGCAUUUUUGGCUGCAAGGAUGGAUGCGGACAUGGAUGUUGCACUAAGGAGGGAAGCUGAGUUGCUUAAAGAAAAAGCAAACUCAGUUACUGUUGAAGAGAUAAAAGAGUUCUCUUACCAGCCACCACCUGCUUCAGAAGACAUCUACGCUGUUUUUGAAGAACCCCAACCAAGACAAGAAACUAAUGAAAUAGACAUCCAACUUUGCUGUGGUCAUAGCCCUAGAAGCUAUGCAUCCAAGGUUAACACGGCAAGUCCUGAGACAGAUGUCUUUCUAGGACAUCCAAUGAAGCAGCAUGAGUUGAUAGAUAGCGAUGAUGAUGUAGAAGAUGAUAGUGACUGGGAAACAGUGAGUCAUGCCGAGGAGCAAGGCUCAAGCAAUACACUUGAUGUGAGUGAACCAUCUGUUAAUGGUUACUGUAAAGAAAGCAAUGCUUCAGUGAGCAUAGCAGACUGGGAGGAGAAUGGAAACAACAGACUGAAUAACGAAAUCAUCACGGAUUGUUCUGCAAAUGCAAUGUCAAGAAAAAAGGUGUCUUCAAUAUGUAGGCUUUGGAGAUCAUCAACACAUGAUAUUAUUGAAGACCUGAAGAGAACACCGGUUGAGGUGAAACCUGGGAGGCUUUCAGAUGGAAGGAUCUCCAAUGGAACCCGAGCUUCAACUAAUGGUGAAGAAUAUCAGAAACUUUCAGUUGAGCAUACAAAUGGAAUGAUCUCCAAAGGAACCUUGUCUCCUGACUUAGGGUUCGGUGAAGUUGGUUUAAGCCCAGGUAGCAUAACACAGUGGAGCUCUGCUGAUUCACUGAAUCUCCAUACGACGCGAGAAAUGAAAGGGUGUAUUGAGUGGCCACGAGGCAAACAGAAGUACAGUUUAAAGGCGCAGUUGAUGGAGGCAAGGAUGGAGAGUCAAAAGAUUCAGUUGCGGCAUGUCCUUAAACAGAAAACUUAGCAUGUUCGUUAAUACAGGAUAUGAAGCGCCGAAAAAAGUGAAUACAUUCUUGCUCAUCAAGAAAAGAAUGUUUUCCUUUACUGAGGCUGUUUCGGACAGUCUCCACGAAAGAUUGAACACCUUGCUAUGGGAUAGGCUUCAUGGAACUUUAGCGCACAAUUUUUGUGGAACUUGUAUUCUGUUGUAUAUGCUGUCUGGACAACCAAAUUCUGAGUAAUGUCUUUGGAAAACUGUCAACCAGCAAAUCUUGUGGAAAACUGGUAGUUAUUGAGGAAUUUUCGGCCUUGAACACCAUGGUGAUUAUGCAAUGAGCCAAAGUUUGUGAA
Molecule: messenger RNA, 2631 nt
Organism: Musa acuminata AAA Group (dessert banana)
Lineage: Eukaryota; Viridiplantae; Streptophyta; Magnoliopsida; Zingiberales; Musaceae
Exons: 3
Coding region: 386-2305 (639 amino acids)
Source: RefSeq, a predicted model, not a curated record